Molecule: messenger RNA, 2742 nt
Organism: Phalaenopsis equestris
Lineage: Eukaryota; Viridiplantae; Streptophyta; Magnoliopsida; Asparagales; Orchidaceae
Product: ABC transporter B family member 25, mitochondrial
Exons: 22
Coding region: 1-2508 (835 amino acids)
Biological process (GO): transmembrane transport; intracellular iron ion homeostasis
Cellular component (GO): mitochondrial inner membrane
Molecular function (GO): ABC-type transporter activity; ATP binding; ATP hydrolysis activity
Source: RefSeq, a predicted model, not a curated record
AUGAUCGGCCGCCCAUUUGAGAGCGUGCUGGCUGUUCUUAUCGCCGUCGAUCGCCACCACCACCAGCUGAGGUGCUGCGCCGGCUUCAUCCUGACCACCGGCUUGACGGAGCUGCGACAUUUUCCUCUGCAUAAUGGGGGAGAUUGCAGACUCAGAAACCUAAAUCUUUUGUGUGGGGCGCAGAUCCACCUCCUUUUCAUUCUCAACCUUAUCAGCUCUGCUCAUCCCGUUCUAUAUCCCCUCAGAUACAGAUAUAGACUGUGCGGGCUUCUCCACGCCGGAAGAGUGCAACUGUCGCCGUCCCGGUUCGACAGCUCCGUCGUUACGGCAUCUGCUGUAGUGGCGAAACUGGACAGGGAGGCCCGAUCGGAGUGGGAUCGGAGUGGGGAAAGGGUGUUCAAGAUUGGAGGCGGUUCAUUCGUUGGCAGGCUUCCGUUUCGUAAUUGUUACAACAUCGAGCCAUUAGGAGGCCGAGGAUUGAGAAGGUGGGACGGUUCUCUGUUAGGUUCCUCUCCAGAAAGAAUUAGGUCAUCAAGCGAACUGAGACAUUUGCAGAAAAGGUAUGCUUUGUUCUCAACUUCUGCUGGUGAGGUGGCUUCAAAAGUUCCAGCUAGUGGGACUAAGAAGGAAGUUCAAAUUGAUAAGACUCGGAAGGAGGCUAUUGAUGACCAAAUUGCUGAUACGCAAAUCCUUCGGACCCUUAUGAGGAAUCUGUGGCAAAAGGAUAACUUUGAGUUCCGCUUGAGAGUGAUGGUGGCAUUAAGUCUCCUCGUUGGGGCAAAGGUUUUAAAUGUUCAAGUGCCUUUCCUAUUCAAGAUUGCCGUGGAUUGGUUAACAGCUAUAACCGGUUCUGCUGGUUCUCUAUCAACAUUCAAUGAAAAUAAUUCAAUGGCACUGGCACUUUUUGUGAGUCCCGUGGCUGUCUUAAUUGGCUAUGGAAUAGCAAGAAUGGGUUCAUCAGCUUGUAAUGAACUGAGAAAUGCUGUAUUUUCAAAGGUAUCAUUGAGAGCGAUCCGCACUGUUUCUAGGAAGGUCUUUGCACACUUGCAUGAUCUUGAUCUUCGGUAUCAUUUAAGCCGUCAAACUGGCGCAUUGAAUCGCAUAAUUGACCGAGGAAGCCGGGCAAUUAACUUUAUUUUGUCAUCUAUGGUCUUCAAUGUUGUACCAACCAUUCUCGAGAUUGCUAUGGUAUCAGGUAUUCUCGCAUACAAAUUUGGAGCUACUUUUGCUUGGAUCACUUCACUCUCUGUUGCCGCGUAUGUUGCUUUUACUUUAGUCGUGACUCAGUGGCGAACUCGGUUUCGACAAGCGAUGAACAAAGCUGAUAAUGAUGCAAGUACAAGGUCAAUUGAUUCUCUGUUAAAUUAUGAGACUGUCAAGUAUUUCAACAAUGAGUCGUUUGAAGUUGCUAAAUAUGACUCAUAUUUAAAGAAGUAUGAAGAUGCUGCAUUGAAAACUCAAAGCAGCCUUGCGUUUCUGAACUUUGGCCAAAAUGUUAUAUUUAGCAUGGCGCUUUCUGCAGCAAUGGUUUUAUGUUCUUAUGGGAUUAUGAGCGGUGGCAUGACAGUUGGUGAUUUGGUUAUGGUGAACGGCCUCCUUUUCCAACUUUCAUUGCCUCUCAACUUUCUUGGAAGUAUUUAUCGAGAAACUCGGCAAAGCCUUAUUGAUAUGAAGUCUAUGUUUCAAUUGCUUGAGGAGAAAUCUGAAAUUAAAGAUGAAGACAACGCAAAGCUAUUAAACUUGACUGGAGGGUGCAUUGAAUUCAGGGAUGUGCAUUUCGGGUACAUUCAAGAACGUAAGAUUCUCGAUGGUCUUUCAUUUGUGGUGCCUGCGGGAAGAAGUGUGGCCAUUGUUGGGACAAGCGGCAGUGGCAAGUCAACCAUACUCAGACUUCUGUACAGAUUUUUCACCCCUGAUUCUGGAACCAUUCAAAUAGAUGGUCAAGAAAUAAGUGCGGUGACCUUGGAAAGUCUCCGUAAGUGCAUUGGUGUCGUGCCGCAGGAUACUGUACUCUUCAAUGACACUAUAUUCCACAAUAUUCAUUAUGGUCGAUUAUCUGCAACGGAAGAGGAGGUGUUUGAUGCUGCUCGGUGUGCAGCCAUUCAUGAUACAAUCAUGAAUUUCCCAGAAAUGUAUUCUACUAUUGUGGGAGAGAGAGGACUUAAGUUAAGUGGAGGAGAAAAGCAACGUGUAUCUCUUGCCCGCGCAUUUUUGAAGGCCCCUUCAAUUUUAUUGUGCGAUGAAGCUACGAGCGCACUGGAUAGCACAACCGAAGCUGAGAUUUUGAAUGCAUUGAGACCUUUGUCAGUGAAUCGAACUUCCAUCUUCAUUGCUCAUAGGCUUACGACGGCUAUGCAGUGUGAUGAGAUUAUUGUUCUAGAAAAUGGGAAGGUGGUAGAACAAGGACCCCAUGAAGUUCUUCUAUCAAGAGCUGGAAGAUACGCCCAGUUAUGGUCGCAGCAGAACAGCACUGAUGCUAUUGAUUCUGCUGUUAAAGUCGGAGCUUGAAUCUAUUUCUACUUAUAAUUUUUUAUGGCUUGCUCGGAGAAUUGGGGAAGCUCUCUUAUUAUAGUGAAGUUUUUGUAUUAUGUAAAAUAUUUUUGCAGUUAACACCAUUUAUUCGCUUGUUAUAUUAAUUGAUAAAUUUGAUUUUUGCAGUUAACACCAUGAAUGUGUAGGCAUUAUUUUGAAUAUGAUUAAAUUUUGAUUUUCUUACUUGGUCCUCUUUGUGGGCAAGUGUAU